This is a messenger RNA of Drosophila montana, 635 nucleotides long. RefSeq lists its product as uncharacterized. The transcript has a single exon. The record is from RefSeq and is a predicted model, not a curated record. Lineage: Eukaryota; Metazoa; Arthropoda; Insecta; Diptera; Drosophilidae. The coding region runs from base 1 to 459 and encodes 152 amino acids.
AUGGCUAGCACACAGAAUAAAGACGCCUGCACCAUUUGCGAGAAAAUUGGUCUAAGGCCCCUGACCAAAGACAACGUAUUCAACUAUUACAUACCACUGCACGGUCUCGUUAGCUAUGGAGCCCUUAGCGUCAACGUCAUGAAUCCCCAGAUUGUGCCGAAAUUUUUGCCCAAGAAGGAUCUGACGAAUGUGUUCCUCAUUUCCGCAGUCGUCGGCAGUGCCUUCUACAUUUACGGCCGACCACACUUAAGGGACAUCAAGAAUAACAAACGCGGAGCGUAUGCGUUGCUUGGAGCUACGCUCUUCAGCAUGGGAUCGGUACUUGCCUGGGCACUGAUCAAAUCCGCUUUGCCCAAGGACAACUCGCUGCUCGCCACGCUAGCCGGCUUAGGCACAGGCGCCGCCAUUGUUAAAAUCGGCACGGACUACAUUCAUGACCUUGACAAGCUGAAGAAAUAAAUUAAACAAAAAAUGAAGGCAAGCGAGACAGAAAUGGUAAAGGCGAUUUAUGUUGUAUACUAGUUUUUGUAAAGUUGCAGCCAUGCCCACGAUUAUAAUACGCUCAUAGUUUAAUAAUGUGCAAAAUAUUUACGUACGCAACUUAAAUAAAAAUUUAAUUAGUGACCAAAGUAAAA